GACGAGGAACUAGAGCGCGCCGCGUUCCUUAAGAUCGUCCGCGCGAUGCGAGACUACGCGAGCGACGCCGCGAGGGAGGUGCAUCGAUGGGAGCGAAACUACGAGCGGCUCCCCGAGAACCAUCGCGCGCUGCUGUCCCAUCACGUCGCGAAGCACGACGACGCGUAUCGAUGCGUGAAACGCAACGACGACUUCUUCAAGGAGAUGCUAUCAUCCUUCACGGGCGACGACGUCCCGCCGCACUUGCGCGUCCCGCCCCCGGGGGAGAUGGCGCACGAGCCCGUCGCGCCGUCGGACGCGGUCAAGGUGUUGUACGUCCUGAAGAACCUCGCGAGGGAUUGGAGCGCGGAGGCCGCGGACGAGCGCCUUCAAUCGCACGGGCCGAUCCUCGCGGAGCUGGAGCGCAGGCUGAAGGCGGUGCCCGGUAGGCCGCCGCCGCGGGUGAUGGUCCCGGGCGCCGGGUUAGGGAGGCUCGUCCUCGAGUGCGCGCGUCGCGGGUGGGAGUCGGAAGGGAACGAAUACAGCUACUACAUGCUGCUGACGUCGUCGUUCAUACUGAACCACGCGACGAAGGCGGAGCAGUUCACGAUACACCCGUGGAUGCACACGAACAACAAUCACCUGAGCGACGCGAAUCAACUCCGCGGCGUGAAGGUCCCGGACGUGCCCGCGUGCGACGCGGGCGUGCCCCCGGGGUGCAUGGGCAUGUGCGCGGGCGAUUUCGUGGAGGUGUACGGCGCGGCGGAGAACGCGGGGCGGUGGGACGCGGUCGCGACGUGCUUCUUCAUCGACACCGCGCACAACGUGAUCGAGUACUUGGAGAUCAUAUCGCGGUGCUUGAAACCGGGCGCGGUGUGGGUCAACUUCGGCCCGCUGCUGUAUCACUGGGCGGACGCGGAUGGCUAUCUGAGCGCCGACGAGAUGAGCGUGGAGAUGAGCCUGGAGGACGUCGAGAGAGUCGCGGACGCGGUGGGGUUGGACGUCGUGAAGAAGGAGAUGCGCGAGAGCAAGUACACCGGGGAUAAGAUGUCUAUGUGUCAGACAGUGUACGAGUGCGCGUUC
Micromonas pusilla CCMP1545 is the source of this 1062-nucleotide messenger RNA. RefSeq lists its product as uncharacterized. The transcript has a single exon. The annotation marks the transcript as partial. NCBI's taxonomy places the organism in Eukaryota, Viridiplantae, Chlorophyta, Mamiellophyceae, Mamiellales, Mamiellaceae. The record is from RefSeq and is a predicted model, not a curated record. Gene Ontology annotation, molecular function: S-adenosylmethionine-dependent methyltransferase activity.